This is a messenger RNA of Monascus purpureus, 3794 nucleotides long. The record is from the annotation of a GenBank genome assembly. NCBI's taxonomy places the organism in Eukaryota, Fungi, Ascomycota, Eurotiomycetes, Eurotiales, Aspergillaceae.
UCUGCCUCGUCCGCCGUGCUUCUUUUCUCCUGCCUCUCGUCCUGGUUGCUGUCCGUCUCUAUCGUCUGCUCUUCUUGCAUCUCUCCUGCCUCCCGUGCCAGCCGCUGCGAUCUCGACUGAGAGCGCCAUCCAGCCCUCUCUUCCCCCCUUCUUCCGCUGCAAACUCCGCAGAUUCCCCCUCCUCCGUGUCUCUUAAUUUCGCCUGCAGCCCCUUAAAAAUCCCCACGGCUGAAGGCCGACGUCGCGUGCGCGUCCCUGUCAAUUGAUUUUCGCAUAACAUCGUCGUUUCCUGGUUUAUCUCGGUGUCCUAGACCAGGCACAGACUCCUGCGCCUAGUCGCGUUUCUUAGCCUUCGUGCUAAUUUUGGGGUCUGCCGGCUUGAGGCUGCCGUUGCUACUACCUUCGUCUCACUGCGCGUCCUAUCGCGGGAUUACUCGGUUUCUUUCCUCUCUCUCGCCGCAGCAACACCGGAAGAGGAUGUCCCUCGCUUGCGGUCUUUGAUCCGUGUCGUAUAUACACACUCGAGACAUCGCCGUACCACGUGAAUCUUCAUCUCUUGAUUUCCCCCGUCUACCGCAAUGACGGGCAAACCGCAGUCGGACUCGGAGCAAGUCCAUGCAUUUCCAUCGGCCACUGGUCCGUUGGAAGCAGGCGCACUCUCCCCGCCAUCGAAACGGGACUUAGCAUCGUGGUGGAGGCAAUUCAAACGGAAUACGAGAAGGCCGGAAGUGAAAGGUAUGCGCAUCUUUGCAUCUGCCUCCCAUCCGGAUUUCCAUUUCAGUAUCCUGACUGGUUGUCGCUCCAGAAAACCCCCGAGGUAUCUUUGGCGUUCCACUCAACGUUAGCAUCAAGUAUGCGAAUGUCGCAAUUUCCCUGACGAAUGACAAUGGCGAGAGCUUCAUAUACGGUUACGUGCCAAUUGUUGUAGCCAAAUGUGGCGUUUUCUUGAAGGAGAAAGCUACGGACGUCGAAGGAAUAUUCCGUCUCAGUGGAUCUGCAAAGCGUAUAAAGGAUCUCCAGGAGAUCUUCGAUUCCCCCGAGCGGUAUGGAAAGGGCCUAGAUUGGACAGGGUAUACCGUGCAUGAUGCAGCCAACGUUCUCCGUCGUUAUCUGAACCAGUUGCCCGAGCCCAUCGUCCCGUUGGAAUUCUACGAGCGCUUCCGCGAGCCUCUACGCCUGUACCAAAAUCAAAUUAGGGAAGGUGGAGAGGUCACAGGCCCAGAGACUUUCGAUCACACCAAGGCGGUCGCUGCGUACCAACAACUGAUCAGAGAGCUUCCUCCCUUGAACAGGCAGUUGCUGCUCUAUAUUCUGGAUCUCUUGGCUGUCUUCGCCUCUAAGUCGGAUCAGAACCGGAUGACAUCGGCGAACCUAGCGGCCAUCUUUCAGCCAGGGUUACUGUCGCAUCCCCAGCACCACAUGUCCCCGGAUGAAUACAGACUGAGUCAGGAUGUGCUGAUUUUCCUGAUCGAGAACCAGGACCAUUUCCUGUUUGGGAUGAAUGGAACAGCCGCUGACGAACAGACCGUGAAGGAGGUUGAGGGUGGCCUUGCGGCGCCUCGACGGUCUUCAAACUUCAGACGUUCAGUUUCCAGUGCAAGUAACGGCACGGAUAGCUACCGCAAACUCGAGACUCUUCGCAGAAAUGUGUCCGUUUCAUCUAGAAACUCCCGCACUUCCGGCAAUGUUCCCAGCCCUACCACACCGUCUUCAUUGAACGGUUCAGGUGUACAUCGGAGCAAUACCCUUCCUCCAAAAAUGUCUCCUGUAAUAGGCCCUGCUAGAUAUGGCAGAAGGGCGGAACAGAUUAACUCUCAUUCUCCUGCCGCAACGGCACCAGCACCAGCACCAGCAGCCGACCACCACCAUCGGCCUUCUAGUCAGGCACCCCAUCAUAGCCAUGAGUCUGCUAAUUAUCUUCCUCCCCAGAAGGAAUCUACUGGCAUGCCGAAGCAGCCUGAUGUCGUAUAUGUGCAUUCGUCAACUCAUGGUCCUGUCCCCGUAGAUGAGGCGAGCCGUUUAAAGACGGCUCAAAGGCCACGUCUGCAGGGUGGCCUACCACCAGCAGAUCCGUCUCCGCUGGCCGUUGUGACGCCCCCCAAAGAGCGGAAGCUAUCCAGUCUGUUCUCAAAGUCUCCCUCACCCAGCCGCGAGCCAAGGGACUCAUCGCGGCAACCGAACAAACUGAGGAAGAAACGACUUUCUAGCGGUGUUAGUGAAAGUGCAUGGAGCUCCUCUCAUUCGCUAGCGGCUGUUGUCGCAGAUCCUCCCCUAUAUCCACCAUCAAGCGGUCCAUCCGACCGUAAGACCGAAGCUACAGGGACAGUAAGGCCUGCGAAUACGUCUGAACCCAGUGAUCAGCCUCAUCGCGACGCGAAGCUAGAGCAUCCAAUGCCUCAAGAUGAGCAUGCUCAGCUACACUUCAAAGAAGGCAAUCUUAGGCCACCCGCAUCGCGUACCCCAUCCAUGAAUUCACGCUCAUCGUUUACUGACCAGUCUGACCUUGAACCGCCUGAUAAUACGACUAGGACAGACCGCCGAGAACACCGCCGAGAAUGGAGAUUUUCUCGGUCGUCCAAACGAGGCAGCGAACACACUGUUGCAGCGUCCAUGUCACCUCCUCGGAUAGGGGUUAAUCCAGCGGCUGCGCUGAGUACCAACUCUGUAAAUAGCUGGCAUCGUGGUGCCAGGAGCCCACCUCCGGAUUUACAGCGCAUGGCAGCGGAUGGGUCCAGCGUGCAUCUUAGCCUCGAUGCGGAAGUCGCAAAUAACGUGAACCGGGACCCAUUACUGGGACAGGACAGCGAGAAGAAGAGCUUUUUCGGGAGGUUCAAGGCCAAGCUCGCGCAUGCACUAGAGGGCGACACUGACAGCGAAUCGGAGAGAGAGCGGACGAAGAGCCCGGUGCAUUCUGAUGCUGAAGGACUUCGUUCCAAUACCUCCUUGCCUCCGAAUGGCAAAGACAGCGAAGAUGACUUCCUGCCCCUGACGGAGCAACCACCAAGGGAUACAAAAGAGGAGGUUUCAAAUCCUUCAACCCUUCCAAAUCCUCCAUUCUCGGCUAGACCGUCUGGGAUGCCACCAUCGAUUCCUGAAGAACCGGCAAUCCUGGAGCCGCAUGAUACAGCUGCUGAUACUGCUAGUGUGACGAAGGGUCAAGCUGAACCCGCGGAUGCGGGACCUCCGACCGAGACAUCUUUAGCUACAGGAAGCAAUGAAGCGAAUGGUGAAGGCCCGCCCCGGUCUAAUGAGCCUGCGACGGAUGCCUCACCAAAGCAGCAAGAGCAAUAAUCCCGUUGCUUGAACCGGCGUGUGUCUCAAUGUUAAUUCGAUAGCCUGAAAUUUUACCCUCAAUUUCGGUGACUUGGGCCAUGGAGCAUAACUUCUUUUUUGUUUUGUGGGGUAUUAACUCGGGAUAUGACAUACCAUACAUACCCUUCAUCUUUUGAAUAUUGCGUUGACUUCCUCUGCAUGGCGGUUUGCCAGCCGUUCUCGUGCUGCUGGCUGUAUUGUUGGACUUGUAUUUUCUUGGCUGUGUUUUUAUCUUGCUUUUCCACCUUGUUUUUGUGGUUCCUGUUGAACUUGUUACUUUGAUGCUUGCUAUGGGUCUACGAAUGUCAGUAUGUAUGUAUGCACUGCUUUCCUGUCUACUACUACUUCUUCCUUUUCUUCUUCCCCGUUACUAGCGCGGAUUCUUUUUGACUGUAUUGGAAUUUGAUAAUAGUUACAGACAUGGAAUGAAAUACAAUCGAUGAAUAAUAUGCCGUUGUGGACACCUUAGCAUCCAGGCUUCA